Molecule: messenger RNA, 1695 nt
Organism: Akanthomyces muscarius
Lineage: Eukaryota; Fungi; Ascomycota; Sordariomycetes; Hypocreales; Cordycipitaceae
Exons: 3
Coding region: 1-1695 (564 amino acids)
Biological process (GO): tRNA wobble adenosine to inosine editing
Cellular component (GO): cytoplasm; nucleus
Molecular function (GO): tRNA-specific adenosine-34 deaminase activity
Source: RefSeq, a predicted model, not a curated record
AUGACCAGUCUCAAGUCACUGAAGCUGAGUGGCUUCCGCAACACGCUGCGGCGGCUCCUGCGCAAAACGCCGCCAGCUGGCGACGGGUCUGGUGGCUCCUCGCCAGCUGGCAGCCAACAGCUCGACGGCAGCUUCCCCAAUGGACAGGCAGAGGCAGCAAACGGAGCCUCGUCGUCAAAGGGCCUUGUUUCACCGUCGCUGAAUCAGCUCAGCACGUCCGCUGCCACUGAGAAUCACGACGACUGGUCCCAGGCUUUAAAUGGUGACUUUUCAGACAUUGUCAAGUCGCAUGCUCACGACGACAAGGCCGACAUCCUAAGGAAUACAGACACAGACACAGACGCUGCGCAAGAUACCACCACACACAAUCUCAUCGCCACACCCGAUCCCACCAUGGCUCCCCCUCGCCCUCUGUCAGAACAGACGCGGCCUACGCAAAAGGCUCCCGCCGCCUCCUCACACCUCUCACAGCUAGAGGAGAACAAGGAAAAUGUACCCCCCGAGAAGCUCGUAGACUCUCUCGCCGGCCUCAAGAUUGUCGACUCGCCUCAAAAGGGCGACGCAGUCACAAAGGUCGACGUCGCGGCGCUGCAAGAGGCCGCUGCCGCUGAAGCACAGCCUGCAAUUGACUACAGCUUCCUCAACGACCCCCUCAUAGCCGCUGAACGCGCCCAGCAUCUGCGAUUUAUCGGCGAGGCAUUGGAUAUGGCCCGCCUCGCCCUCCAAAUCAACGAAACACCUGUCGGCUGCGUCUUGGUCCACGACGGCAAAAUUAUUGCCAAGGGAAUGAACGCCACCAACGUCACCCGCAACGGCACUCGCCACGCAGAGUACAUGGCCCUCGCCGCCCUGUUCUCUUACCCCAACAAGGACGGCCCGCGUACCACCCGCCUCAAGCCCAAGCAGCUCACGGACAGAGAGGAGGCGGAAAGGGCUGCUCGCCGGCAGUUGAGCGAGGAAGAGGCCGAGUCCGAGACAGAACAGCCCGAUGCCGUCCCGGAAACGCUGUCCACUGACGUACCACCCCACGAGGGCAACGAGGACGGCAAAAAGGGACACCUCUACCCAUAUGGACAGAAGAUACUCGACAUUGAGCGUGUCCACAGGUCCAUUGUCUCCGAGAGCGUUCUCUACGUGACUGUGGAGCCCUGCAUCAUGUGCGCCUCGCUGCUGCGCCAGCUCAAGAUCAAAAAGGUCUAUUUCGGUGCUGUCAACGACAAGUUUGGAGGCACUGGCGGCGUAUUCAGUCUACACGCCAACUCGCUGCCUGUUAGAGAGGACGGCCAGACGGCGGCCGCGCAUCCCAUUGCCAAGCCCAUCCAGCUGCCUGAUGGCACGGGAGGAAGCCUGGGUUGUUCGCAUCCGCCGGGCGGGGGCGACGGAGGUAAUGUCGAGCCGGGGUACGAGAUUGAAGGCGGAUGGGGCCGUGAUGAUGCCGUUGCUCUGCUGCGGCGCUUCUAUGUCCAGGAAAACGGACGAGCCCCGGUACCCCGAAAGAAAGAGGGACGAGCUGCUCGACUCGCUGCUAUAAUGGGGCAGGACGGUGUCGAGGGAGACGCCGAUGAUGAGACGGCGACACCUAGUGAGGGUGUCGACACGAACGAGGCGGGCGAUGACGUGCGCAAGCCGAGCAGCGAGUCGAGCUACGACGAUGCGCAGCCGGACAUGGAUGGCGACAAUCUUUACGACGCUUGA